Molecule: messenger RNA, 506 nt
Organism: Mercenaria mercenaria
Lineage: Eukaryota; Metazoa; Mollusca; Bivalvia; Venerida; Veneridae
Exons: 2
Coding region: 16-429 (137 amino acids)
Source: RefSeq, a predicted model, not a curated record
UUGGCUUGUCACAAAAUGGUAGAAAAUAAUCUAGAUAUUGCGGAUUUAAGUGAUCCAUUUAGACCAACACAGCUGGCAGAAAAGUUCAGAGAGAUUUAUGAUGAGGAAUGGACACGUGCCUUUGAAGAACUGGAUAUGUUAUCACACGACGAAAGCAAAAUCAUAGACACAUUCACUUAUCUCAUACAGGAAAUCGAGACAUUUUGUUCAUACACCAGCACACAACAAAUCUCGGCGAUGGAAAAGCCAUUUAUAGAAGAGAUAGUUAAUCCAAACGUUGCUAUCCAUAAGCACCAAGGCCUCUCGGUAAUUACAUUACAAUUAGACAUGUCAAACUGUCAUACAAACUACACAAAUCCCAUACAUUUUGUAGUUGUUGUCCAAAUGUUUUCACUUUCCAGUAAUUUGAAUUCUGAAUUACAUAGCUGAAAUAUUCUUAAAAUUCUGUCUCAGUAUAACAUGAAUACGUUAUAAUGUAAAUGAGAUGUUUCCUUAAAUCCAAUAGA